AGUAGUUGUUGUUAUUCAUACAGUGAACCAUGGCCCGUCGCUACGAUAGUCGUACUACUACGUUUUCCCCGGAAGGCAGGCUUUAUCAGGUUGAGUAUGCGAUGGAGGCUAUCAACAAUGCCGGAUCGACGGUUGGUGUGCUCGGCAAGCAGUGUGUUAUUCUGGCUGGUGAAAAGAAGACUAUCAGUAAACUCCUCGAGUCUGGUAAAGCGAGUGAGAAGAUCUAUCCUAUAGAUGACCAUGUUGUGUGCGCUGUUGCUGGUAUUACAAGUGAUGCCAACGUUCUUAUUAAUCAGCUGCGACUGUCAGCUCAGAGGUAUCGCUACGCGUAUCAAGAACCGAUACCAGUAGAAAAACUAGUGACCAGCAUAUGCGAUGUGAAACAACAAUACACCCAAUUCGGCGGUCUCCGUCCCUUUGGUGUAUCUUUCCUCUUCGCUGGUUAUGAUGACCACUACGGAUUCCAACUGUACCACACUGACCCGUCUGGCAAUCUCAGCGGGUGGAAGGCCACGGCUAUUGGCGUGAACAACCAAACGGCACAGGGCAUCCUCAAAACUGAUUGGCAUGAGGACAUGUCCACUAAGGACUGCUUGGAUCUAGUAGCCAAGGUAUUGGUGAAGUCCAUGGACACUGCUACACCCACGGCUGAGACCCUUGAAUUUGGUGUCCUGACUCUCAACAAGGAUAAUGAGGUCGCUUUCAGAAUGCUUUCUGAUGAUGAGAUCAAUACGCUCAUGGCGGCGGCCAAGCCGGAGAAGCCUGACGAUGAGGAGUGAUAGACACCAUAGAUGUGAGUACUGGAAAGGCUAGUAACCUGCCUUUUUAAAUGACACCGUUUCGC
Messenger RNA from Perkinsus marinus ATCC 50983, 844 nucleotides. RefSeq names its product proteasome subunit, putative. Gene Ontology annotation, cellular component: proteasome core complex, alpha-subunit complex; nucleus; proteasome core complex. Bases 30 to 779 code for a protein of 249 amino acids. Lineage: Eukaryota; Perkinsozoa; Perkinsida; Perkinsidae. Gene Ontology annotation, biological process: ubiquitin-dependent protein catabolic process. The transcript is spliced from 9 exons. The record is from RefSeq and is a predicted model, not a curated record.